GUUAUUAAAGGUCCGUCACCGGUAGCUAACAAGCUAGUUGUUGUUGCUUCAUCAAAAGCUCCUAGUUGGGCUAACUAUUAUUUUUUGCUUCUGUGUAGUUUGAAAAAUCGGUGAUAACAUAUCUGUCGGACGUUGCCCAGCACUGGGACCUGGCUGAAACUAGGCCAGGAGGUCUGAAGCUUAACGUGCUAUUUACACUUUAACCUCGCCCACAGCUAACAUCUCCUGCUAGCGUUAACUCUGAACAACAGCACAUCACAACAGCGUAAGAAGUGCAACUAGCUAACUCAACCAAGCUAGCUGUACCUAGCUCCAUUACCAGUCAUUUGAAGUAAUGCACCUGAGGUGGAUCCAUUGAUAACCCUUCAUAAUGGCAGGUUCCCAGUGGGAGCUUCCUCCAGAGCUAUGUUGUCGUCCCAUGGCCUUCGUAGCUCUAACCGGUCUGGAUGUGGUGUAUAACGCCGUGCACCGGGCCAUUUGGGAUGCCUUCUGCGCCAACCGGCGAGCUGACAGAGUUCCUAUCUCUUUCAAAGUCCUCCCAGGAGACCAUGAGUACCCCAAAUGUCGCACUAAGCGGACGUCCUAUGAGUGGUACAUCCCUAAAGGCAUCCUGAAAACAGGAUGGAUGAACAAACAUCUGAACCUGGUGCCAGCUCUGGUUGUUCUGUUCUAUGAACUGGACUGGGACGACCCAACGUGGAAAGAGAAACAAUCUGAAUGUGCCACUAAAGUGGAGAUUGUGAGGACCAGCCUUCAGGGCAGGAACACCAAGGUGGCUGUGGUUCUGAUCCAGAAGAAAACUCCUCUCCCUCCAGGAGAGGACCUGGUGGCGUCAGAGAGAGCAGCGACUCUUUGUAACGCCUGCGAUCUGUCCGGCAAGAGUCUCUUCGUGCUGCCACACACCGACCACUUAGUGGGCUACAUUAUAAGGUUGGAGAAUGCUUUCUAUGAACACGCUCAGACAUACUACUACACUGAGAUCCGCCGAGUCAAAUCCCAUAAAGAGUUCCUCAACAAGACCACGCAUCAGCUGCUGUUUGUCAGGCACCAGUUCAAAAUCGCCUUCUUCAGUGAGCUGAAACAGGACACCCAGAAUGCUCUCAAGUACUACAGGACUGCAUACAGUCUGGUUCAUGAGCUCAGGGCCCACGAGACUAACAUGUUGGAGAUCAAAACUAUGGCUGGAUUCAUCAACUAUAAGAUCUGCCGUCUGUGUUUCCAGCACAACACUCCUCUGGAUGCCAUCGCUCAGUUCAGGAAGCACAUCGACCUGUGCAAGAAGAAGAUCGGCAGCGCUGAGCUGGCCUUCGAGCACUCCGCAUGGAUGUCCAAACAGUUCCAGUCGUUCGGCGAGCUCUUUGAUGAAGCCAUAAAGCUGGGUCUGACAGCCAUCCAGACCCAGAACCCCGGCUUCUACUACCAGCAGGCUGCCUGUUACAGCCAGGACCGGAAGCAGCUGGCCCAGCAGCUCUGUCAGUCUGCAGCGAGUCUUCCCACCCCUGAACCAGCAGAAACCCAGGCUGGGGGACUGGACUUCUACGGACAGAGACCAUGGAGACAGGGACACCAGAGUAUUGAUCCUCCAGAUGCAGAGAAGGAGAAGACGGGGAUUCUGGUCCUGCAGAUUAAAGAGAGAGAUGUACCACACUCUGAGCUGAUUAUAGCACUCCUCAGUAAUGCUGUCGCCCAGUUUAAGAAGUACAAGUGCCCUCGAAUGAAGAGUCACCUCAUGGUGCAGAUGGGAGAGGAAUACUACCAUGCUAAAGACUACACCAAAUCCCUCAAGCUGUUGGACUAUGUGAUGUGUGACUACCGCACAGAGCGCUGGUGGGCCCUCCUGAGCGCCAUACUGACCACGGCGCUGCGCUGUGCCUAUCUGAUGGCCAGUGUGAAAGACUACAUCAUAUACUGCAUGGAGCUGCUGGGGAGGGCUUCCACCUUGAAGGAGGAGCAGAAGUUGAGGAUUGAGAAGAACCUCAUCAAAGUCCUGAAGAAUGAGGUCCCUGAGGCGGAGCCGGAGUGUGACCCCUCCUCCGUCACUGCAGCCCGCUCUCUGUGGAGCGACCGCAUGGCCUUGGCCGGAUCCAAUGAAUUAAAUAUAGAAGUGCAGGACUACAUCCCAUUCAUCCAGUGUAAGGCCAGGUUCCAGUCUCCCAGUUUCCACGUGGACCAGCCUGUCCAGCUGCAGGUGUUCCUCCGGGCCGACUGUCCCCAUCCUGUGUCCUUCAACAAGCUGUCCAUCAGCCUCAGUAACCAGGAGUACAACCAGUGGUGCGUGGUGGAGUCUGCAGGGAAGGAGAGUAUGAGCCUGGAGCCUGGGAAGACCCAAUGCUACAACUUCAGCUUCGUAGCAAAGACUGAAGACGUCGGCAAGAAGAUUGAGAUGACAGGUAUUGAAGUGAUGCUGGGCAGUGACAGUGGCCGCUGUGUGUUUCUGAGCUGGAGAGGGGCGGGGGGAGAUGUGGCCUCUACCCACGAAGCCUUGCUGGCUAGCAGGUCGUCACGGCGAUGGGGCCGUGGUGUGGAGGCUCGGCAGGAGCUGGACUGGGACAGCCUGACCAUGCAGCCCAGCACCAUGGUCAUCUCCAGGGUGCCAAAGAUCUCUGUUCAGCUGAGCCACCAGCCUCCUGCCCUCACCAAUGAAAUGUACUGCAUCAACCUCACUGUCCAAUCACAGGAGGAGGGCGUGGCAAAGGAUGUCAAACUGACAGCUGGCCUCAAACCAGGUCAGGAGGCCACUCUGGGUCAGACCACACAUGUGACACUGGACGGCUCAAAGGUGUGUGAUGACAGUGCACCUGCCCUGCUGCCGGACCUGCCUCUGGGAGAUCUGAAUCCAGGCCAAAAGUUGGAGAUAUGCGUACAUGUGAAGUGUGUGUCAACUGGAUCAAGGGUCUUCCUCUUCCAUGUUGCCUACAGCAUUGAUACCACAGUGGAAGGACGUCAGAUUGUCUGCAAAUGCCACAAAGAUGACACAGUUACCAUAGAGACGGUUGUCCCAUUUGAGGUGUCUGCUAAGUUUAUGUCCACCAAGUUUGAGCAACUGGACCGCUUGGCAGUGGACAUCCCCUUCCUGUUGAUGACAGACAUCCUGUCUACGUCCCCCUGGCCUCUGCUGCUGGCCUCUUCCUCCCUGCAGCUGCUCACCAUGACCACAAACACACCGCAGCUUCAGUCACAGCUGCAGGAAGUUGUUCUGCAGACUGACGAGUGUGCCAGUGAGUGUUUCUGUCUCCGGGUUCCCCCAAUGAACAGCAGCAACACUGUGGCUACAGGACAGUACCUCAUAUCCUGGAGAAGGAAGUCCUCCGGUGCGGACAGUCCACUCAUCCAAACCACUGUCACUCUGCCUCACGUCAUCCUGGAGACGGUCCCUCUCUACAUCCACGCUGAUUUACCAUCCUUUGGGCGAGUCAGAGAGUCCCUGUCCGUGCGCUACCACAUCGAGAACAGAACGGCCCUGGUGCAGGAGGUGGAGAUGGCUGUGGAGCCGUCCGAUGCCUUCAUGUUCUCCGGACUCAAACAGGUGCGUCUGCGUAUCCUCCCUGGCUCGGAGCAGCAGAUGCUCUAUAACUAUUACCCCCUGAUGGCUGGUUACCAAACACUACCACAGCUUAACAUCAGCCUGCCCCGCUGCCUGACUGCCAACACACACUCUCUGAGACGCUUCCUGCCCCAGCGCAUCUUUGUCAAGCCUCAGGGCCGACAGCUGGACGAGGCCUCCAUCGCCGCAGCUUGACGAGAACACACAUACGUUCCUGUAAAUAUGAGAACAAAGCAACAUUGUGUUGGAUGUUCUAAAACAAUGAUUCCACACAGAUGACAAUAUUAACACUAUUUGUUUGUUUGACAUUAUUCUCUGAGUCAAUUUAAUGAAAGGAUACACUGAUGUUCAUUUAACUGCAAAACCAUGUAUGAAUCUGAUGUGAACUAUAUUGACAUUUGGUGUGUUAAACAUGAAAUGUAUUGAAAGUUUAAUUAAAAUAAAGCCAUGUAAACAA
Molecule: messenger RNA, 4001 nt
Organism: Eleginops maclovinus (Patagonian blennie)
Lineage: Eukaryota; Metazoa; Chordata; Actinopteri; Perciformes; Eleginopidae
Gene: trappc11
Product: trafficking protein particle complex subunit 11
Exons: 30
Coding region: 371-3739 (1122 amino acids)
Source: RefSeq, a predicted model, not a curated record